AUGUAAAAAUAAUUUGAAGGAUAAAAUGAUUUAGAAGAUUAUUACAUAGAAGUUGAAUAAGUAUUAAGCAAUGUAAAUUUUCUAAUGAAUAGCUUCAGAAUGUCAAUCCUUAUGAUAUUAAAUGUCCAAUUUGUUUAAAUGUAUAUUUGGAUCCAAUAUCAUGUGACUCUUGCAUGAAUCAUUUUUGCAAAAAAUGCCACUAAUAGAAGUAAGUAAGUAUAUGAUUAUAAUGAGAAAGAGUACAAAAUGCCCUUUAUGUAACCGUCAAUGUGAGACAAGAAAAGCAUUUCCACUUUUAAGAUAGUUAUUGAGUUAGUUAAAAAUUAAAUGUCAUCAUAAUAGUUAAGGUAUGAAUAUAAGAAGGAUUUUAGGAUGUUCAUAAAUAAUUGAUUAUGAUGCCUACGAUAAACAUGUAAAUUAAUGCGAUUUUAGGGAGGAAGUUUGUGGAUUGAUAGAUGAUAAAUACAAAUGCAAUGUUAUUAAAUUUAAGAAAGAUAUUCAAAGGCAUAGAUGUUAUGAAUGUAACUUUCGAUAAUGUGAAUGUUCUCAUUGUCAUUAAUUUGUAAAAAAAUUUAAGAAUUCUAUUAGUUUAGUUACUUUAAAUUAUAAAUGCAUGAGCUAAAAUGUGAAGAGGCUAUGACUAAAUGUUCAAAAUGUGAUACAUUAAUUAAAAUUAAGAAUUACAAUAGUCAUCUUGAUAUUUGUGAUAAAAACAUUGAAUAAUGUUGUUAUUGUUAAGGAGAAUAUUCAGUAUAAUAAUUGAAUAUACACAAAUAUGAAUGCUAAUUAAGACCUGUUUGUUGUCUUGGUUGUUCAUAGUAAUUUUAUCUACAUCUUUAUUACAUUCAUUAAACUAAAUGUCCAAAAUUUCCUAUGAUAUGUCCAAAUUGUAAUUAAAAAAUAAUCAGAGAAUAAUUUGAAAAUCAUAAAUUUAAUGAUUGUUUGAUAUACAUAAAAUCAUAACAUGAUAAAGAAAUUUAAAAUCUAAUUCGAAAACAAUAACAACUUGAAAAUGAAUUAAACAAAAAAGACAAACUUUUAAAGUAACGAAAAAUAGGAUUUUAGGUUUUCCAAUCGUUAUAAAGAUCCAGACAUCUUUAUAAAUUUAGAUAAAACAGUUGCAUUUGUCAAAUAAACAGCAAGUAAAAAGAAAGACAGAUUUGUUCUAUUUAAUAAUCCAAUAUCAGAAUAAAGAAAAUAUUGGAAAUUUAAGUAUGAAUUCAUAUUAAUUAAUAGGUGUUCUUAGGUGAAAAGUUCUUGGUAUGCAGUUGGCAUAACAGAAUUAUCUACUUUGCAUUCUUUAAAAAGAUAUCAAGAUAUAGGGCAUGGGUCCUAUUUAGUAUCUUCAAAUGGAACUAUGUAUAAUAAUCAUAAAGAUGAUCAGAAUUCAAAGGAGAGUGAUUUUUAAAUCAAUACAAAUGAUAUUAUUGUUAUCAAAGUAGAUUUAGAUGAAGGUAAUUUACUUCUUAUUAAUACUACUUAAAAUUUAUCCCUUUAAAUAGAGGUAGCUUUUGAAGGAAAGGAAUUUUUUGGAUGUGCUUGUCUAAGAACUGCAGGAGAUGAAAUUCAAUUAAUUUAAUGA
Messenger RNA from Paramecium sonneborni, 1582 nucleotides. NCBI's taxonomy places the organism in Eukaryota, Ciliophora, Oligohymenophorea, Peniculida, Parameciidae. The record is from the annotation of a GenBank genome assembly.